Molecule: messenger RNA, 3724 nt
Organism: Symsagittifera roscoffensis
Lineage: Eukaryota; Metazoa; Xenacoelomorpha; Acoela; Convolutidae
Product: GON-4-like protein
Exons: 2
Coding region: 18-3392 (1124 amino acids)
Biological process (GO): regulation of DNA-templated transcription
Cellular component (GO): nucleus
Molecular function (GO): transcription coregulator activity
Source: RefSeq, a predicted model, not a curated record
GCUGAGCUGAAUCUAUCAUGAAUCGAUCUGAAGUUUUAACGUCAUCUGAGGUGUCAGAAGCAUCAACAUCGCAUAAAGUAGAACCUAGAGCUCGACUGAACAAAGCAGGUGACAGACGGGGUCUUCAUAACAAUCACUACGCCCUGCCGAAAAUCAGUGAAGAUGAAGAACAAAAGUUCACCGAUCAGGAUCUAGACCAUAGUCUGCGAACUAAAAAGUUCAAAUUCAAUUUGCAAGGUUACAAUGUGAGAAAUUUUAUACAUGCUGUUAUUAAAAGUCCCUUGGUUCAAGAUUUGUUAACUGAAGAGUUUUUGGCUGGAAAAGAAUCAUCCGAAUCAAUGAUUCCAAAGUCAGAGAAGACCGAGUUAGGCGAUGGGGAGCCUGAAGCAAAGGCGAUUCUGACACGAUCACAAAAGCGCAAACUACCUAAGGAAGCUACAGAUACAGAUCCGUUUUUGGCUUUACUGCAGGAGAAAUUUCCUGCGAAGCGUGAAAAGAUUUCAGUCGAGGACCAGAUGUUUCCAUUUGGCGAAGAAUUGGAAGACACAGACGAUGAUGACGAUUAUUUUCCUCCGGAGUACGAAUUACCAGAAGCGUCUGAGCUUUUCGCUGACUUGGGUUGCAAAGACCAGUCGAAUGUCGAAACAGCGGAAAACAUUGCUUCGAGAACGAGAAAACGUCUAAACCUGGAACUAGAAAGCAUCAACAAAUUCGAGCUCCCCAUGACGUUCGAUGAACUUGAAAUGGGUUGCACUUCUAACGGUGGAUGUUUGUCCAAUUUUAAUCAGGUUGAAACGUCAUCUUGUAAUGAUCUGAGUUUUUCGGCGCCGACUCCUUCUAGUUGUGCGGACGAAGACGACGUAACAUGGAGACAGUGGCUACAAGGACUGCUAUCAGAAGGUGAAGUGGAACACAUGCCUCAAGAGUCGGACAACGAUUCAGAUCCAGACUUCGACUACAAUCUUUGUGUCUAUAAAUCUGCAUGGAAAGAAGAUGAACUAGAAAAGGUUAAACGGCAGUUCGAGAUUCCGCAAGAAGAAAAAGAGUUUUUGGUCCAAGAAGCUUUGAAUUAUUUGGGAAUCACGAAAAAAGUAGACGUUCCUUCGAUAUGCCGAACUCUAGUAUUGCCAAAAAUAACGUAUUCGAAUUCGGUUAAGACGAGAAAAAGAAAGUAUGAUGAUAGUUUGACCUUGGAAUUGUUGCAGAGCACUUUGAAGCAACAAAUGCAGAUGUUUGUUCAGUUGUUAACUCAAAAUUUUCUACUUUGUUACACGUUGAAAAAUUGGAAGCAUGUCUCAAAUGCAAGUAGACAGAUUGUGUUAGAUCUGAAAAGGUGCAAAAAAGACGUUUUCGGACAUAUUUCAGUAAUAAAUUUGGAGUUGGCAUCCAAAGUUGUAAGUUUUCCUUUCAAUUACGAAAUUCAGUCGAGAGUUGGAAAACUUCCAAAUCAGCUUCUUCGUAUUAUUGUACACUCUGAAGUCUUCAUGUACAGGGAGUUAUUACCAUACUGUUUCUUCAGACCUAAGAGGUUUAGUCCUUGUGAAGAGAAGGGCAACACUUGGCUCGACCCUGAAGAUUGUGCCAUUGCUUUAGGCAUGUCAGAUUUUGCUAUGAUUGAGUCCGCGAAAACGGGUCGCAUGCUGUUCUCAGUAAGAACUGUUGCCGACCUCAUAUGCCAUCAUCUGUUACCAACCAGAAAUCCACAGCGAAUUUUACGGCGUUACUAUUUUUUACGCGAGAGUGAUAUUCCUAAUCCAGUCAAGUACCUAGAAAAAUACAAAGAGUUACCUGUAUUGCCUACAGAUGUUGCGUGGAUAUGUGAUGAAGAAGUUAAACCUCCUUAUAAAAUGCAGGUUGCUCAUGCAGAAUGGCCCUUGCCGAUGUGGAUGCAAAUUUUGAAACACAUUGACGAAGAUAAAGGAAUGAGUUUCGUAGAAAGCAUUCAGAAAACAUUAGUAGACUUUUCAGACCAGCUGCGAGCAAAAUUCGAAUCAACACAAGCUUCUAAUAGUAGUUGUGGAAUAAACGUGGAAUUAAUUUUGGGAGAAGACAAUAAUGAAACUUCGCAAGUUGACAGCGACAAUGAAAUGUCUGACGACAAUCCAGAAAAUAGUCACUCAAUUUCGGCUGUUAAUCAAGAAACUCUGAAGUAUCCUCAAGAAAAAUCACGAAACGAAGAAGACGAGCGUCCAAAUGUAGUUCUGCCCACAUUUUCGAGCUCACCCAAAAAGUUCCGGAAGAGUCCAGCCAAAGUGAUCAGCGAUAAAUUGGUCCGAAAAGCUAUGAAAACUUCAAUUGGAUGUUCGCCUAAAAAGAUUAUCAAGAUGAGUUCACCUACAAAAUCAACUAAAAACUUUCCAGAUAUUGUCAAAACGUCAUCAGAUGCCAAAGGUCAAAUAGCAGCAAAUAGGUUAUCGAAUUUUAGCAACAAUUUUGGAUCUUCGAAUGAUACCAAUGUACAAAAGCGAGUGAUUAGACGUCGAAAAAACUGGCAACAGAGCAAGAAGAACUACUCGUCAAUGGUUUCAUUUACGAAGCAAAGUUUCAACCCAGAACCGACACCAGAAUUGGAAAGCAGAAUUCAAAGCAUGCGAGAGGAAAUUUUGCUGAACAUGCUCAAUGGCCUUGGUCAAGAAAAAUACGAAACAUUUCUCACAUUACUAUCACAGUUGAACUUAAACGACGAAAGUUCACAUGAAAAAGUUCGUGAAAUCAGCUUGAUUUUCGAAGAAUAUCCGAAACUUUAUAGAGAAAUUGCCAAACUGGUGAACGUUGAAAUAUCAUUACUUCUUGGAUUAUAUUUUGAGUUCCGCGCUUUUGAAAGAGCAAAACUGUUUUUGCAGAAAGUUGAAAUGUGUUCAAGUGAUAGUCCGAAGUUGUUCAACGUUAUUUUGGAUACUUUUGCGUCAAGUUCGAUGGACGAAACUUCAAUUUGGAACAAUGUCACGCCCUUACUUGAGUUUAACCCGCUUCUUAUUGACGAAUUUAGUUUGUUUUUCAAAGACCAACCAAUUCCUGAUUUAUUACGAGGACCGUUUGAAGAAAUUAUUGUCACUGAGAGCAGUGAUUCAAAAUCGGACUUAAUUUCUUCUUCAACCGUAUCGAGCAAAGAAAAACCGGCGGACCCUGUUUUUGAAGAAUUUGUUCUGUUGGACGAUGAUGACGAGGCUAUGGUCCGAGAGCGAGCUGCGCGAAAAGUUGAGAAACGCUCGAACCGAAAUAGUUCGGCUCAAAACGCUUUCUUGUCCAACUGUAUUGUGAGGGAUUUAAUGUGUGCCAAAAUGGAACAACUAACGACGGGUAAAGUUGAGGUGGCUGCAGUUUCAGCCAAGAAAAUGAAGAGACCUGCAACGCCACAUACAGCUGCUAUUUCUGUCCCGUCUCAGACGUGAUUACACAGUGAACGAAAACAAUAUUUGAUGCUCUGUUUGUUUUUGUUAUUUACUAUUUAGACAACUCGUGCAUUAAAGCAUCGAUUGUCUUUUGUCUCUUGUAAUUUUUCUUUUGGUUAUCCCAAGGAAAUAAAUUGUAGAUUAGCAAAACAGCUUAUUUUGCAUUUAAACAGUUCGUUUAUGCGGAGAUUUUCUCAGUAUGUGGGACUGAUUUGGAUGCUCUACAGCUCGAAAAGUGAUGCUCUAAAAGUGGAAGGGAAUAACGAGUAAUUGAAGAGAUCCGAAAAUUGUUCACAUGGUUCAUAUAAAAAGUGUUACAUGUCUUCAGAUCC